Molecule: messenger RNA, 1581 nt
Organism: Suncus etruscus (white-toothed pygmy shrew)
Lineage: Eukaryota; Metazoa; Chordata; Mammalia; Eulipotyphla; Soricidae
Gene: IKZF2
Product: IKAROS family zinc finger 2
Exons: 7
Coding region: 1-1581 (526 amino acids)
Biological process (GO): regulation of transcription by RNA polymerase II
Molecular function (GO): DNA-binding transcription factor activity; RNA polymerase II cis-regulatory region sequence-specific DNA binding
Source: RefSeq, a predicted model, not a curated record
AUGGAAACAGAAGCUAUUGAUGGCUAUAUAACAUGUGACAAUGAGCUUUCACCUGAAAGGGAGCACUCCAGUGUGGCAAUUGACCUUACCUCAAGCACACCCAAUGGACAGCAUGUCUCACCAAGUCACAUGACAAGCACAAAUUCAGUAAAACUAGAAAUGCAGAGUGAUGAAGAGUGUGACAGGAAACCCCUGAGCCAUGAGGACGAGAUCAGGGGCCAUGAUGAGGGGAGCAGCCUAGAAGAACCUCUAAUUGAGAGCAGCGAGGUGGCUGACAACAGGAAAGUCCAGGAGCUUCAAGGCGAGGGAGGAAUCCGGCUUCCGAAUGGUAAACUGAAAUGUGACGUCUGUGGCAUGGUUUGCAUUGGGCCCAAUGUGCUAAUGGUACAUAAAAGGAGUCACACUGGUGAGCGGCCUUUCCACUGUAAUCAGUGUGGAGCUUCUUUUACUCAGAAGGGCAACCUUCUGAGACACAUAAAGUUACACUCUGGAGAGAAGCCGUUCAAAUGUCCUUUCUGUAGCUAUGCCUGUAGAAGAAGGGACGCCCUCACAGGACACCUCAGGACCCAUUCUGUGGGUAAACCUCAUAAGUGCAACUACUGUGGACGAAGCUACAAACAGCGCAGUUCAUUGGAGGAGCACAAAGAACGCUGCCACAACUAUCUCCAGAAUGUCAGCAUGGAGGCUGCAGGGCAGAUCAUGAGUCAUCAUGUACCUCCUAUGGAAGAUUGUAAGGAACAAGAGCCUAUUAUGGACAACAAUAUUUCUCUGGUGCCUUUUGAGAGACCUGCUGUCAUAGAGAAGCUCACGGGGAAUAUGGGAAAACGUAAAAGCUCCACUCCACAAAAGUUUGUGGGUGAAAAGCUCAUGCGAUUCAGCUACCCAGACAUUCAUUUUGAUAUGAACUUAACAUAUGAGAAGGAGGCUGAGCUGAUGCAGUCUCAUAUGAUGGACCAGGCCAUCAACAACGCAAUCACCUACCUUGGAGCUGAGGCCCUUCAUCCUCUGAUGCAGCACCCGCCAAGCACAAUUGCCGAGGUGGCCCCAGUUAUAAGCUCAGCUUAUUCUCAGGUCUAUCAUCCAAGUAGGAUAGAAAGACCCAUUAGCAGGGAAACCUCUGAUAGUCAUGAAAACAACAUGGAUGGCCCUAUCUCUCUCAUCAGACCAAAGAGUCGACUCCAGGAAAGAGAGGCCUCUCCCAGCAAUAGCUGUCUAGAUUCUACUGACUCAGAAAGCAGCCAUGAUGACCACCAAUCCUACCAGGGAAACCCUGCCUUAAAUCCCAAGAGAAAGCAAAGCCCAGCUUUCAUGAAGGAGGAUGUCAAGGCUUUGGAUACCACCAAGACUCCUAAGGGCUCUUUGAAGGACAUCUACAAGGUCUUCAAUGGAGAAGGAGAACAGAUUAGGGCCUUCAAGUGUGAGCACUGCCGAGUCCUUUUCCUAGACCAUGUCAUGUACACCAUUCACAUGGGUUGCCAUGGCUACCGGGACCCACUGGAAUGCAACAUCUGUGGCUACAGAAGCCAGGACCGUUACGAGUUUUCAUCACAUAUUGUUCGAGGGGAGCACACAUUCCAUUAG